AUGGACAAUUCGCCAUAUCCGAGUGGUGUCCCACCCGACCGAAGACGUCCACCAAAUCAACAUCCUAACCAUCCAUCUCUUCCUCGCUCGGAUUUCGACUCAGGGAUCUCCAACACUGGUGGAAGGGUCGGGUCUAGCAGUGGAGACCAUGACAUGGGAAGAAAUGGAAAUGGAAGAAGUGAUUUAGGUGGCGGCGAGGAUAGAAAUUUCCCUCAACGUUCUCAAAUCAACGUUUCUCAUUCAUAUCAGCCAUUCACUGGUUAUCAAAGUCCUCAAAUGGAUCUUCCCCCGCAGACUGCCCAACAAUCUCGAGUCUUGCCACCUGGUCCACCCUUUGCGGCAUAUAAUGUCCCUCAGCUUCGAUCCGCACCUCACGGCUAUCCAGAGACUAUGCAACAGCUAUCGUCCCCUGUGACAGCACAUCGUUAUGAAUAUCCAAUCACACAUCAUCAUCCCAAUCCUAUGGGCGGAAACGUUCUUGCUCCAAAUCCUUCUGGAGAUCAAGCACAACCAAAUUACCAACAACCAACAUAUGGCGUCAAUCCCAGAAGGAGAGAAUCGAUGCCUGAGAUUCCCAAUAAGGAUCUUCCGAAUCCGCUGUUCUCUCACAGACCGAUAGCGAGUGGGAUCGGACAUGUUCAGAAUGGUGCUAGAAACGGACACGGUUUGCAUCCUCACGGUCAUUCCCUCGGUAACGCUCCGUUGUCAUCCCCAACUCAACAGAUGUCAUCAGACCAUGGUCAUCGGACCUGGCAACCAGUGACAGCCAUUACACCUGCAUCUGCAACACCGUCGACUCCACUCUCAGCAAGCAGUAGUAAGCGGUCCAAAGGGAGAAACGCGGAUUCCCGACUUCCCGAUGACAACCGUCAGGAAACGAACCAUCCCGCUGCUCGCAGGGCCGGCGCUGGUUCAACCAUCACCGAUGAAGAGGGGUCGUCUCGUCCGACUACCAGUGAAACCUCUAUGGGACUCGAAGAUACCAAUCAAAGCACUGUGCUCGUGAAAGAUUUCUCGUCGUGCACUGCCGCGAAUGCUAGCAAUUAUCAGAGAACCGAUGAGGCCGGCGAACCAGACUUGGAGCCGAAAGAGGAGUUUGAUGAUAAAGUGGACCACAGGAAGAGAAAGCGGAAUAGAACUAUACGGAGUUGUGUUCCGUGUCACAAUCACAAGCGAAAGUGCGAUAGACAGAGACCGUGUGGUAGAUGUAUUUCAUUGGGUCUUACUGGAACCUGUGUUUACGAGAUAGAUGAAACGCGAGAUAUGAAUGAUCCCGAUAUCGCUGAGAAUGAACGUCUACGCCGGCGGAUUGACGAAUUGGAAAAAGUAGUACGAGAGUUACGCCAAAAAGCGCCGGUCCGCAACCAGAUCUCCACCGUAGCUGUUCGUCCUGCAGCAGGCUCAACGAGCACAAACUUGGAGACUAGUGCAGGCGAGGACAAGAAGCGGCGUGUGAUUGUAGAUCGGUUUGCUCGUUUCAAGCUAGAUGAAGCGAAGGAUGCGGAGAAUUCUGCUGCAGCUGCUGGAAUUGGAAAUAAUAGUUCGAACCCCCCUUUUUGGGCGCCUCAAAGCACCAUACAUCCAAAGUCUGGAAUAAACCGCACGUCAUUUAGCAACUAUUCUCCUCACCAGGAAAUGACAGCAGGACCAUCAUCUGGUAGCGCGAAGAAUGACUACAGGUCAGAGCCUUAUCAAACUUAUCUUUUACCAGGAGAAGAGAUGUCGCAAGACAAGGACGGUCGAGAAGUCUACCUCGGUGCUAGCACUGGUAAAUCAAUGCUCCGAAGGCUUCGCGAGCUGGCUGCGGCGAAAGGUGAAAGUGAACUUCUCUCAGUACCUGAGGAUGUGGCUUUCACUGGUGUAUUUCCGGACAUACGGAAAACCUUUCCUUUCACCACAAUAUGGAGUCACGAGAAUUUCAGUGCCGAAAUCACUGGCUUACUUCCAACGGUGGGUCAGGCUGAAACACUGUGGAACGCUUUCGAAGAUGAUUAUGCUGUCUUUUUUCAUCCAUUUCACGUCCCAACUAUUCAUGCAGAAUACUCUGCGUUCUUUUCGAUGUCGACAUCGGAUAAAAUGAAUGUGCCACUUUCAUCCCUCGCCUUGUAUCUCAUCAUCUGCGGCCUUGGGUGUGUGAUCCGAGCUACUACGGCAGAGAUUUUUGGUGAUCCAGACGCUCGGGUCGCUCAACAGAAUAAUCCUAAAAAGUCCUCACAACGAAAUACCAAAGAUCUGACUUGUAGUAGGCUGCAGAGCGAAUUAUAUUUGUCCGCAUCUCAACAGGCUUUGCGACUGUGUGCGUUUCUGGCUAAUCCUUCGAUGCCAACGAUUCAAACCCAACUUCUACACAUGGUUUAUUUAUUGACCAGCGAAAGGGCUGCAGAUUGCUGGACUAUCGGAGGUACCGUUGUGAAACAGGCUAUAGCGUUAGGGCUUCACAAAGAUCCUUUGAGUUUGGAUCCAAAGAUUUCCAUGCGAGAUGCUGAGAUUAGAAGACGACUCUGGUGGUCUAUCGCCGGAUUCGACUGUAUGCUCUGCCUAUUCUUCGGUCGACCUAGUACCAUCAACUAUUAUUCAACAAAUCUCCCUCAAGAUCGUCCUGAUGCCAAUCUAGCAGACCUCCCAGGCAGUGCUCAACAAUAUCUGCCACCUUCCAAUGUACUGUCUAACGAGACCACAGAACAGACAUAUCAUGCCGCGUAUUACCAAUUGACCAUUCCUUCCAUCGAAUUACUUGAUCGAAUUUUCACUGUAGAUAGAAGAUUCAGUCGAUCAACGAUAUAUGGGUGGUUUUCCCCACCUCCAAAAGAGGAUCAAGGUCCAAUUCGUCAAGAAGAGGAAACCCGACAUACUUACCAAGAUGCAGUGCGUUUAGCACAUGACAUUAGUCAAUGGUACUCACAUCUACCCUCAGGAGUAAGGUUCAACGAGAAUGAUACACCAGAAUUUCUACUUGGGUCUAGAUCCAGAAAGCAGUUGAAUCAAACUUUGAUAUUAAGCAUGAAAACUUGGACUUUAGUAAUGGUUCUUCAUCGACCUUAUCUCCGUCUCGACCCUUCUGCUUAUCCAGAAUCAACGGAGAUUUGUGCACAAGCAACCCAUCUGAUUCUGAGGACAUAUAAAUCAAUGAUGGACACAAAGAGUACUGUGUCUUGGUCUUUCUGGACAAUGAGCUACAGGUCCUUUCAAGCAAGUGCCGUUUGCGCUUUCUUAGCUAUCAGACAACCUGGAUCCGAGUUGGCGGACAAAUGUUUGACCGAUCUAAGAGGAGCUCUUAGGAUCUUCGAAGAUCGAUUGUCUACUUGGAAUAUCACUCAUCCUGUUCAGGCGGAUCUGUGUGAAGGAUUAGUUCAGCUUGAGAAACUCGUAACUGCUGCUACAAAACAGCGUCAUGAUCCUCAGCAAAGUAACGUGAACAGUACUCAUUCCUCGUUAACGUCCAUGUCGCCUAAUCUAUUCGGUCUUUCACCUAACGCUUUCGCCGCGGAUGUCAAUUUUGCGACUCCCCUAUCACAGAUCCAAGCUUUUCCACCUAUACCUAUGCCACCUCCAGCUAUCGGAAUUGGAGGUGGCAAUGCAUAUUAUCCACCCUCAGGAGGAAGUUAUGGUAACAAUAGCACGAAUAAUAACGGCCCCGGUAAUAAUCAUCCGGGCAGCCAGCAACCUGCUUAUUCCAGUACCAACCAUCAAGAGAAUGUUGUCGGUCACCUUGCAGAUGAUUUCAAUGGCCCGGAACCCAAAGCUUUACCUCAAUUUUGGGCUCACAUGUUCGGAAUAAAAAUGGAUAAAGACUCGGAACCUUCAAUGCCUUCUGGUUCUGACUCGACGUGGUAA
This is a messenger RNA of Kwoniella shivajii, 3834 nucleotides long. RefSeq lists its product as uncharacterized. Lineage: Eukaryota; Fungi; Basidiomycota; Tremellomycetes; Tremellales; Cryptococcaceae. The record is from RefSeq and is a predicted model, not a curated record. The transcript has 16 exons. Bases 1 to 3834 code for a protein of 1277 amino acids. Gene Ontology annotation, biological process: DNA-templated transcription; regulation of DNA-templated transcription. Gene Ontology annotation, molecular function: DNA-binding transcription factor activity, RNA polymerase II-specific; zinc ion binding; DNA binding.